AAAAAAUAAAAACAACAAAAACUGCUGCCUAAACCUCAGUCCCUCCAAAACUCAACACCGCGAAACCCUAGCGGUCCCGCGGCGGCGAUGGCGACCGGCGGCGACAAGCCCCCGUCCCUCGACGCCGACGUCGACAUGGCCGACCUCGCCUCGCUCGACGCCCCGGCCGCCUCAUCCGCCGCUGCGGCCGGCGCUCCCUCCACCCGCUUCCGGCCCAGGGCCAAGGGCAAGCCCAAACCGAAGCCCGAGGCCCCCAAGCCCGAACCUCUGGCCGUGCCCAAAUCAGAGCUGGAGCCGGAUCCGGAACCAGAGCCGGUGUCGAUGCCGGAGCCCGUGGCCGCCCCCGCGCCGCCUCUGGAGGAUGAUCGCCUGGACGCUAUGGAGGUGGACGGGGCGGGGGACGCUGCUGGUCCUGGAGACGGGGCGGCGGCGGAGGAGGAUUUCGUGGUGCGCGAGAUCGAUGUGUACUUCACCCCCAAGCCCUUCGACGACGACACCAAGCUGUACAUUAUGCAAUAUCCCCUACGGCCAUGUUGGCGCCCAUAUGAGUUAAAUGAGAUAUGUGAAGAGGUUCGCGUGAAGCCAUUGAGUUCAGAAGUUGAAGUUGAUUUGAGUGUCAAUAAACAGAGUGAAAAUUAUGACCAAGAGGCACCUUUGGGACUGACAAAACAGACACUUUCAUCAUCAAAGGCAGAAGAUGUUUCUGAUUAUGCGGUUGGAAUUCUUAAAGGCAACUUGCCUAUGGAAUUGUGGCAGUCCACACUUAGGUUGGAUAUUUAUGGCAGCAGCAGUGAAGCAAAUCCUAAAUGUUUGAUACUGCUCAUUUUGGCUGUAUUAGUAGGGACAGUGGUGCAACUGCGACCAUCAAUGUCACAUGUAAUUUCUGGUCGAGCAUAUAAUAGGCAGGCUUUACAAUCUCGGGAAAUGAAUGGUGGUGCUAGUGGUUCAAAGGCUCCAUCUCGUAAGGGAAGUGAGCGCCCAGAAGAUUCCAAGGACCACACAGAAGAUUCUGAGCCAUGGAUUUCUCUCACGUACCAACCAGCAGGGAGUAAUAUUGCAACCAAGUACCAUGAUAAGAUGAUAUCAAAUGAGGGUGUUCCUAUUGAUUUCACAAUGAGCAAGUCUGAUUAUGUAAUGUCCUUGUGUCCUGGAGCCUCAACUAGCAGCAAGCAUAUUAACAAAUGCCAAGCAAUAAGGGAGAUGCUUUUGCUACCACUUGAAGAACGCCUGAAAAAAUGGUUUACUGAGGUUUCAGAAGUAAACCAAUUUGAUGCUCUGAAGCACCUUGCUCCUACCUAUUCAGAGGAAGAAAUCCUGAAAGCCCUUCCAGACUAUGCAUAUUUGGUGCGUGGUUUAUGGGUCUGCAAAAGUUCUUUGUUGUUUGAUGAUGGAUAUGCUUCCAAAAGAGACAGAAUUCUUCUCGAAUUUACAAAAAGGGAGUCCAUCCCUGAGAAAAUUCUACAAGUAUGGAUAAAACCGGAUGACCUUAGGAGGAAGAGGAUACUGAUUCCAUUGUGUAAAAGACGUGGAGUUCUGAAGGACUAUAAAUUUAUAUCCUCAGAUAUGUCCUUUAUAAAACACUAUCCUCACAUAGUCAAUGAACAAGAGUCUGCUUGGUCCACUCAUGAGAUGAAUCUUCAAGAGUCUCUUGAAGUGUCCAAUAAAGUGGCAUGGAAUACCAGGAAAUCGACCAGACCUAAUGUUGAUUCUAAAGGGCCUAAUCCAAAUACAAGCAAGGGUAGGGAUGGCCCUGCUCAAGGAAGUGAUGUGCUGUCUGUUUUGGGCACUGUUUUCACUGCCAACAAAGUUCGCAGCAUGCAGGCAGUUGUUAAAGACUUGCGUCAGUUGGCUGCAAAAUAUGCUUCCAAUAGAAAGGAUGGAUCAAAACUGCAAGCUCUGUCCAAUGCUGCAAAAUCUUGUGCAUCGCUUUCUCAUGAUGAGCUCAAACACUCAAUAUCUCUAGUUGCUGCUGCUGUUCAUGAUGUAUUUGUUGCAAAGCCUGAGGUGAAGGUAUCUCUACGGAACGUACUCAUUUUUCUCUUCCGUAAGAAAGAACCCAAUGCAACAUUGACCAAGCAGGAAAUUCUUGCUACUGCUGCAACUUAUUUAAAAAAAGAGAUUACUGAUAGGGAGUACCAUCAGGCCGUGACUGAGAUCUGCAUUUCUACUGAAGAUGGGCACUUGGUUUUGAAAAGUGGUGACGAGCCCUGAGUUCACUAUGAUAUACCUUUUGAAGGUCCAAGAUGGACUUCUUUACCGGACAGGAGUCUUCUUAACUGACAGCUGGAAGAUUUUUUGGGCCUCAUCAUAUUACCUAUCCUGGUUACAUAUUUCUUGGUGUUAUACAAUAUUGGUCGAUCAGCUUUUUGGAGUAUUGCAAGUUCUGCAGGGUUAGCAAAAUUUAGUACAUAACCAGUCAUCUGGUCUACAUAGCUAAUCAUUAGUCAGUAGUUUCUGCCACUUAUAGACCUUGACCUUAUCAUGGUUACGGUAUUCCUUACUUGGAAACAAGAUUACUGAUGAAGCUUGGUAGGGUUGUGCCGAAUUUGGAAAUGGCUGCUGCCAUGGUCGGAAUAACAUUUUAGCUAGUUAAUAUUGCGUUUUUUUUUGCUCUUAAUCCUCUCUGUUGUGAACAUAUCAUUGCACUCCAGUUUAAACUUCAAUUGUUUUUAAUUCUGAUUA
Molecule: messenger RNA, 2682 nt
Organism: Panicum virgatum (switchgrass)
Lineage: Eukaryota; Viridiplantae; Streptophyta; Magnoliopsida; Poales; Poaceae
Exons: 16
Coding region: 88-2211 (707 amino acids)
Biological process (GO): DNA-templated transcription
Cellular component (GO): RNA polymerase III complex; nucleus
Source: RefSeq, a predicted model, not a curated record